Molecule: messenger RNA, 3069 nt
Organism: Syngnathoides biaculeatus (alligator pipefish)
Lineage: Eukaryota; Metazoa; Chordata; Actinopteri; Syngnathiformes; Syngnathidae
Gene: ist1
Product: IST1 factor associated with ESCRT-III
Exons: 10
Coding region: 165-1187 (340 amino acids)
Biological process (GO): protein transport
Source: RefSeq, a predicted model, not a curated record
CAAAUCCUUUUUUUUUUUUUUUCUUUUCUCACACCGGAGAGCCCUCCCCAAAUCGAGAAAAAACAAGUUACGUCACAUAGGAUCAUCACGGAAGUAAACGAGGCCACAGAGCGCAGACACUAAGAACAUUUGAGUUGUACGCAACUGCUACAGACAGAUCAGAUAUGCUGGGAGGAGGCUUCAAAGCCGAGAGGUUAAGAGUCAACCUCCGCCUUGUCAUUAACAGACUCAAACUCCUGGAGAAAAAGAAAACCGAGCUCGCUCAAAAGGCUAGGAAAGAGAUCUCCGAUUACCUGUCAACAGGAAAAGAUGAGCGGGCACGCAUCCGUGUGGAGCAUAUCAUCAGAGAGGACUACAUGGUUGAAGCCAUGGAAAUCUUGGAGCUUUACUGUGAUUUGCUCCUAACACGCUUCGGCCUCGUUCAGUCAAUGAAGGAGUUGGAUACAGGAUUACAAGAGGCAGUGUCCACUCUUAUCUGGGCAGCUCCUCGUCUACAGUCAGAGGUGGUGGAAUUAAAACUUGUAUCAGACCAGCUAUGUGCAAAAUAUAGCAAGGAGUAUGGCAAGCUAUGCAGGACAAACCAGAUUGGAACGGUCAAUGAAAGGCUUAUGCACAAACUUAGUGUGGAGGCUCCCCCCAAGAUCUUGGUGGAGCGUUACCUGAUUGAGAUAGCCAAGAACUAUAACGUGCCAUAUGAACCUGACGCAAUGGUCCGGCCUGAAGUGAGCCACGGAGAAGCAGACCUGAUUGACGUGAACAAUGACAAGAAGUCAGGAGGAGGGGGAGGGGGAGGAGGUGGAGGUUUCACUGCACCUGUCAUGCCCAUGCCGAUGCCAAUGCCGAUGCAUAUGCCUACACCAUUCAACUAUCCAACUCCCAAAGGAGAACCAUUCAAUCCAGCAAUUGGAUCUUACAACAGCUUCCCACACAACGUAGGCGGAGGGCAGCCCCCUCAGCUGCCCACUUCUCCCCCCACAUACGAGUCUAUUGAUGACCUAAAAAACUCUCUUCCUUCCCAGGCCACAGGGCCCUCGUCACAAAUAUAUGACAACAACUCUCUCCCAGAACUUCCUUCAGUCCCAGACACACUCCCGGCAACCUCCUUCGGCGCGGAUACCACCGGUUCGGAUGACAUCGACUUUGACGACUUAACACGUCGCUUUGAGUUGCUGAAGAAGAAAACUUAAAUCUGAAGAAACACAUGCUGGUAUUGUAGCUUGGUUACAGAUAACUACAGAAAUUGGAACAUGCUCUCGGCUCUGAUUUUAUAUACAUAUAUGAAAGAAAACAUUUAUUCUUACCUCGUAUAGUUAGAAUAUGGAUAUCUGUGAGGUUGGGAUUAUUUUUUUUUUUAAUGGAGAGUGUCUGCUAGGGUUUUAUAUACAAGAUAUUCUGAAGCUAAAUACAUCAUUGUCAAUGAAUCUUGCUUGACGUCACUUUUAACAUUUCCCUUUCAUUGGGAAGACAUGUUCAAAUGUAAUAUUGAUUUUCUGGAAUUUUUCCACUUGGUAAUGGCAAUUGUUCAAGACAUUACUGUUGGCAUGUACUGUGAUGCUGUCAUCCGACUAUCUUAGUUUCAUCUCAGACCAGUCAAACAAGUUAGACUGCCCGACCCAGCCUGAUGAGGUUUCUGUUCCUGUACUGUAAUUGUUUUCAAAAGGUCGCAGGACACUUUAAAACGUGCUCCAGUCCCUUCUUUUAUCUGUUCCCCACAUUGUGAGAGUGGCAGUUCAAGUGUUUUAUACAGUAAUGGAGUGUGGUAGAGUUCAGUUGUUUCGUUUUUGGCAAUUCUCUUAAUAUAUCUCUCCAUAUAAAGUACUCCAGGUUUACCAAACAGCUCCUGUGUAUCGAAGGAGAGGGCCACACAACUCAAUUUUACAUGUAACUAUUGACCCCACAGGUUUAAGGUUGGCCCCUGUUCCAUGUCUUAUACUUCUGCAUUUGCCUUAUUGUCCAUGUCUUACACUGUAUGUGCACUACUCCAUUUGCCUUAUUGUUCAUCUCUCACCAGAGGCCUUGCCAGUCUGUACAAGGAUUGCACAUCAAUGCACUUGCUAUCCAUUAAGACUGGAUAAUAUGUCAUCUGCAUUAAUGGGAAACUCUAAAUUGGCGAUUAAGUGUGAUUGUGAGUACAACUGGUUUGUUGUUUCUGUGUGCCUUGCGAUUGGCUGGCAACCAGUUCAAGGUGUACCCUAUGGAAGUAAAUAUGUGCCACCAGGAUUGCAGUUAAAAAUGCCACUGGAAAUUUUAUGUUGUAAAAUUCUCAUUAUUUGAAAGUGAUCACAUUUUGAAAAGCUGUAUUUCAGUUUCAGUUUUCAAUGUUAACAAAUUCGCCAUAUAAAAAAAUUCAAACGCAAUAUUUUCAGUCUCCUGAAAUUCAAGUGGCUCUCUGAAAUUGGCUAAAUUCAGUGUUCUGUGUAAUGAAGAACUGAAGUAACCCUGCCUUCUUAACACUGAAUUUAGACAGGGAAUUGCAGACAGCGAAUUGUAGCCAGGUGAGUCUCAGGAGACUGAAAAUAUUGAAUUUUGAAGGUUGAAUUUUUUUUUUUUUACAUCGUGAAUUUGUUAACAUUGAAAAGUUAAACUGAAAUAGUUAUUGAAAAUAUGAUCAGUUUGACAUGACAUAAUGUGAAUUUUACAACGUAAAUCCUAGUGACACAUAUUUACUUCCAUACUACCCCGCCUCCUACCUGAACAUUGCUGGGAUAGGCUCUGGCACUCCCGCGAUCCUUGUGAGAAUAAGCAGCUCAGGAAAUGGAUGGAUGGAUGUCAUCUCUGUUUUGUUUUAUAGAGCUGUCAUGUUACCCUUAUGUAUAUGGUCAAAGUUGAUGUUGAUAGCAUCUUCACUGUUAUUGUCAUGCACAUAACAUGUCCUCCAACUUCGCCACCCAAAUGUGCUAGCAUGGAUAAUGGGUAACAUUUUUAAACAAAAUGAUUCAGCAGUUUUGAGAAAAGAUGUCAAAGCCUAGAAGGCUGUAGAGUUUAAUGAACCUACAGAACUUGUGAUUUUUAUGUCUGACUCGUGUGUUUUCCCAUCGCUAUAAUAAAUUACACUUAAAUGAAAACCAA